Molecule: messenger RNA, 983 nt
Organism: Macroventuria anomochaeta
Lineage: Eukaryota; Fungi; Ascomycota; Dothideomycetes; Pleosporales; Didymellaceae
Exons: 1
Coding region: 123-491 (122 amino acids)
Source: RefSeq, a predicted model, not a curated record
AUCAUUAAGUGCAGUUUCAGCUGCAACGAACGUGGAAAAGCAUAUAAUUAGAGGCUUGUUAAGCUUGUGUCUACACAUGUCCAGCCUUGAUGGCCUGCCGCAGCUCUCUACCCCUCGCAAAGAUGACUGAAAGCCACCUACUGCCGGGACAUGUUUGGGGCCCAGAACAUACUAAAAUCGAUGUUACGCAUUCAGUGUCCCGUAUCGAUAUGUACGAAUAUGGUGGCCUUACGAAAGCUACUAAUAUCCGCCUACUACACCUCAAUCCAGGGUCUAUCAACCCAAACCAUCUUCAUGGUACCAUGUACGAGUACAGUCAGGCAGAUGCGCCACAAUACGAAUGCCUUUCUUACGUUUGGGGCACUGGAGACAAAGCGGCCUCAAUACGCAUCGGUAAAGAUGCGAGGAUCAUCGCGAUCACUGAGUCUCUACACCGCGUCUUGCUCAGUCUUCGGCACGUUUCGAAGGAGAGGGUUCUUUGGGUCGAUUAGAUUUGUAUCAAUCAAGAUAAUGUUUCAGAAAGAAACAGACAAGUGCAACGAAUGGGCAGGGUUUAUCAUCGCGCAGAAAGAGACAUUGUAUGGCUCGGUGAUGACACCGGUGAUGGCCAGACAACGAUGGUUAAACUGGCCGCAGCUUUGGGAUAUGUGGACAUCUUUCACAUUAUGCAACCCAUAUGAUAAGCGGUCAGAAGCAGCAAAGACAGCCUGGCUGAUGUAUGGCCCGAGCGGCGGUUCUACUGCUGAGCGGAGUGGUCUUGAUGACAUCUUCCGAACAAACCCAGUCUGGAACAGAGUCUGGAUUGUACAAGAGGUUCUGCUGGCGAAAGAGGUUGUACUGCGUCGCGGGAACAUCGACAUCAUCCUCGACCAACUGUGGGGUUUUCUUGUAGCAGCGACAUCCGUUCUGACAUUGGGCCACGACCUGAUGGAUCCAUUGAUUGACCUCCAGCAACUUUGCUAUAACAGAUUCAGGCAGAAGAG